AUGUCUGGCGAUAAAAGAAAACGUGCAUCACUUGAUUCAUUUGUUACUGUUACGAAAAAGACAAUCGUCACACCAUCUUCAUCUGAGCAAACUGAAAUCGAUCAGUCUGAACUUAACACACUUGAAGUUGCUGAAAUUAUUGAUGAUGAUGCUCAUGAAAACGAUAUCGGCUUUCAACUAUCAUUACGUACUACUCUUACUAACGAAACUAAACAUCGACUUCUUACAAAACCAUUUCGACCUGACAAUAAGUACAAAUUUCCAAAUCAACAAGAAAAAGGUGAACCAGUUCGUCGAUUCAUGGCUUCGUGGUUAGAUCAGCACUCAUUUCUCGUCUACUCACCAUACUACGAAGGAGCAUAUUGCUCUGCUUGCGCUCUGUUUUCACCUAAGGCUUCAAGUCAAUCCGACGUACUAUUCGUUAAUUAUCCAAGUUCUCAAUUUCGUCAUUUAAAAUAUUUCUCGAAAUAUAUUAAAAACCAUCUUAGUUCGAAAAAUCACAAGUUGGCUAUGGUACGUGCCACCGAAUUCAUUCGGACGUUCGAAAAUCCAUCUUCUAGUAUUGAUUAUCAACUGGAUCGAAAUAGAAUCGAAGUAAUUGAAAAAAAUAAAUCUAUACUUCUAUCAAUUAUCAAAGUGGUGAUCACAUGUGCACGGGAAAACAUUGCUCUACGUGGCCAUCGAGGUGAAGAUAUUACUUCAAUUAGAGAUCAUCUUACAACUGUUGAAACACCAUCUGGAUCCAACUUCAUUUCACUUCUAAAACAGCGUAUUGAAGCUGGCGAUCAGCUCCUUCAAUCUCAUCUUGAAAAUGCAAAUCGUAAUUCAACAUAUUCAAGUUCAUCUAUUCAAAACGAGAUUAUUGAACUUAUCCAUGAACACAUUUUGUCAGCUAUUCUCGGUCGUUUGGGUCCUACUACACUCUAUUCAAUCAUAGUCGAUGGUACUACCGAUUCAGCUAACAUCGAACAAUUGUGCUUUCUCAUCCGGUACGUCGAUGCCGAUUCGUUUGAAAUUCAUGAAGAUUUUCUUGCUUUUAUACCUACUACUUCAUCAACCGGUGAAUUUUUUGAACAAGCUAAAGAAAUUGCCAAAGAACUAUUCGUACAACCAACAGCACCACGAACAUAUCAACGACGACAUGGUCAACAUAUUCUUGAUCCAGAAGAAUUUUAUCGUGAUCAAGUAUUUCUUCCUUUUCUGCGUGAAUUAAAAACUAAUGUCGACUAA
Molecule: messenger RNA, 1230 nt
Organism: Rotaria sp. Silwood2
Lineage: Eukaryota; Metazoa; Rotifera; Eurotatoria; Philodinida; Philodinidae
Source: the annotation of a GenBank genome assembly